AUGGCCUACUAUGCUCCUGGGACGAUCAUCCCAUCAAAGUUGCACCUCAUUCAGGCAAAAUCGGCACAAUCUGGCAUAUUUCGGUUUCUUGAUCUUCCUGGUGAGAUCAGAAAUAAGAUCUAUGACUUAGUGUUCGAAGAAUGUGUGGUUGGUGUGAGAAUGAGCAAUGAACCACAGUUUCAUGACGAGCUUAUUGACCGGCCAUUCGUGCACUAUCAAAGACAAUCUUACAAUCAAUACGACAAGAAGCGCCGGCCAGGUGCUCCACAACGAGCGGAGCGGCAGCGAGGCAACAAGACCAUCCAACCCAGCUCGAAAGCCGAUACAAAGCCACAGAAGCAAGCCACCGUGGCCAUACAAGAACAAUCCUGUGCAGUGUCGCAGAAGUCAUCUAAUCCUCAGCAGCGACGUCGCCAACACUACAAAAAAGGUCCUUCACGUAUAUCCCACGACGUUUUGUCCCUGACACCCAGUGGAGGUGGGAAUCUAGCUCACUACGACAUUCCAUUCAAUCUCUUAUUCAGUAGCCGUCAGAUCUACAACGAAGCUCUUUGCGUGAUGUACGCGAAAACAUUCUUCCGCAUCAACUCAACAAAGGCCCUCAACCGAUUCCUCUUGAUCACACCUCUCAGAGCGCUUCAAGCAAUACGAGGACUUGGAAUAUCUCACAGGACUCAAGGAGAGCCCAAACUUACGGAGCACCGAAAGUUCAAGAUAAUUGACGAUAAGAAAUGGUCAACGACAUGCAAGCAAAUCAGUGAGAAGAUGACAGAUCUUAAGACGUUACGGCUAGAUCUUGAGCUCCACGACUGGCCUUGUCAUCUAACACUAGAUGAGGAGUGGGCUCAGCCAAUCCUUUCGCUGCGUCAGAAUGGGCUCGAGCGAGUUGACGCUACUCUAUCCCAUACAGCUUUCAUUCAAGAAAGAUUGAACGCGGCCGCACGAAACUUGGAGGUAGCUAUGUUGAGCAACGAAGGGCGAAUGGCCAAGUUCGCGCAGGAGAAGAAGCUUCUGGAGGCCAGAAAGAAGAAGAUGGAGUCGAAGCCACGAAGAGUGCUUGUCAUCAAGAUGGACAACAUUUCAAGCACACCAAAGGUGCAAAAGGCAUGA
Molecule: messenger RNA, 1110 nt
Organism: Endocarpon pusillum Z07020
Lineage: Eukaryota; Fungi; Ascomycota; Eurotiomycetes; Verrucariales; Verrucariaceae
Exons: 1
Coding region: 1-1110 (369 amino acids)
Source: RefSeq, a predicted model, not a curated record